This is a messenger RNA of Austrofundulus limnaeus, 439 nucleotides long. It is a transcript of the gene tm4sf5, whose product is annotated as transmembrane 4 L six family member 5. NCBI's taxonomy places the organism in Eukaryota, Metazoa, Chordata, Actinopteri, Cyprinodontiformes, Rivulidae. The record is from RefSeq and is a predicted model, not a curated record. Gene Ontology annotation, cellular component: membrane.
AUGCUGAACUCAGUYUUCUCCUCGGCCUUUGGCCUCGUCGGAGCCAUUUACUGCACCAGCGUGGCCUCUGCYGGUUUGGCCAUCGGACCAAAGUGUCUUGUGGGUGAAAAGUGGAAAUACCCGUUUGAGGACACAGGGACUGGUAACACCAGCUACCUGGUCAACCAGACAAUGUGGUCAGUCUGUGAUUACCCUAAAGACGUGGUGAUGUGGCACGUUGUGCUGUUUUCCAUCCUCCUGGGCAUGGGCAGUAUUCAGCUGGUGCUCUGCGCCAUCCAGGUGAUCAACGGCUGCAUAGGCUGCAUCUGUGGAGACUGUCGGAGCAGCAAAGAUGGUGGUGGAGGACUGUAAAGGUGACCAUUUUCCUGCCGGGACCUAACUUUCAAACUAUAAACAUGAGGAUGUAUAAAAUCUACAAGAUGUUUGCUUAGAUUUAUUU